UCCUCAGUCAUCCAACUAAAACCCCUCAUCAUACUCAUCGUCGUAGAUGUUGCCGGAAAACGCGUAAUGCUUCUAGCACUCAGCCAUCGUCCCUCUCUACUACUACGUGUGGCUGAAGGCCCUUAGAACGAAGGACGUCAUGGUAGUGAGUGGGGCUCAUAGGCGGAAGUGAAGCUACAAUGGCAUCAGCGGUCACAAUACACAUUUUGCCCUAGGGCAAGGGACUCUCUCUCGUGGCGGGGCGGUGUUGACGCCGGGCCAGAGGACACAAGGGACCACUUGCUUGAGUAUAACACUUCUGAUUGAUCUCCUCUUCGAGAGAAUCUUUAUCAAGAUACCUUCGCACUCUGGCAAGCAUAACAAGCUCACUUCCAACUUUGUUCUCCCUUGACCUUGAUUGGCUUUUAGCUCUUUCUUACCAGAACUACUACCACCGUCAACAAAGACCAUGUCGUAUUAUUACUACUGCAAGAGCUGUGGCGACGGCCCGCACAAUGCCUCACUCAACCCGCAUUGCCCCAACUGUUACAUUCUCCAGAACAAUACGUCGCAGUGCAACUCGCACGACUAUCACGACAACUUGUACCCACUCAAUGCCCACCCAGAUCCACGCACUUCUCACACUAUAAGCACCCGUGCGAACAACAGAUACUCAUCAGAUACUGCUACCUAUCUCUUUGGGCGCACAACACAGCCGUCUUCUGCUGGUACAUCCAUCACUUUUCCCGCUGGCAACACUCCCUAUAGUGCCCCUUAUAGCCAACGACCGGAGCGCCCACCGGUAUACCGUUGGCAGUGUUGCAAAUGCGGCAGCGACAACAGCUAUAAGACUGACCAAGGUUGCGCGAAUUGCUGCAACCACUGGCGAAGUAGUUGCUGCUACGUUUACGACGCAAAUACUCAACGUCGAUAAGUCACAAGAAUGAGCUGUAUGAUUGGCCCGAGAUGUACGAUACAUUGUAAGUUUUUUACGCCACUUUCAUGAUGUCCUCACUAACAGACAUAGGUAUUCAUGUUGUGAUGAUGCGUCGAGAUGGUUAUAUGGUGCUCAGUGUGCUGUGAUUUGGUGUUGGCUGGAGUUUGUGGUAGACUGGUCUUCCCUCUUCCUUCUCCUUCUUCUGGGCAAUCGGUGUUAUUGUAAUUUUCUCUAGAAAGAUCGUUUUCUUCUUCUUCUGUUCGCUGGUCUUGUCCGAGUACGACAGCUUCUCGGUGCAGAGUAUGUUACGUCUUCCGCAUGUAGCGGCGGUCUUCUUGUGCGUUCAAGCGUGGCAUAUGAUAGUAGAGCGUCUUUCGACAUCAUUUUUUCAUCAGCUUUCCCUGCAUCACUAGUCAGCGUAUUCAAAUACCAUCUCCAUACCA
Messenger RNA from Alternaria alternata, 1359 nucleotides. RefSeq lists its product as hypothetical. The transcript has a single exon. NCBI's taxonomy places the organism in Eukaryota, Fungi, Ascomycota, Dothideomycetes, Pleosporales, Pleosporaceae. The record is from RefSeq and is a predicted model, not a curated record. Bases 449 to 913 code for a protein of 154 amino acids.